This is a messenger RNA of Zea mays, 1122 nucleotides long. RefSeq lists its product as uncharacterized. NCBI's taxonomy places the organism in Eukaryota, Viridiplantae, Streptophyta, Magnoliopsida, Poales, Poaceae. Bases 1 to 1122 code for a protein of 373 amino acids. The record is from RefSeq and is a predicted model, not a curated record. Gene Ontology annotation, cellular component: membrane. The transcript is spliced from 7 exons.
AUGGGGCUCCAUGGAAUACAAGCUAUGAGCGAAGACCGUUUACGAGUCCUGCGACUAGCUCAAGAGAAGUCAGACCUCCAGGAUAUGGGCCUGAAGAAAACCAAGGCAGUGGCAUUUCCUAGAGUGCACGAGGACUUUGUUCACGUGUGGCAUCCCCACAAUCAAAAUGUGGGAGCAACAGGUUCUGGUCUGUCUGGUGUUGCUACUGUCUCGAGUACUCUUGGUGUACUUCAAGCUUACAGUCCAAAUUCGACAUCAGCAUCCUCCAGUAAUUUGUCAACUGUCCAUAUGGGUGGACUAACAUGUAUAACUCAGCCGACGACAGAACUGGGGUCUGAGGAUACUGUUAUUGCACAAUUUUUGAGUAAUCCUGCCCAAGUUGGACCAAGCGAGUCUCCUGUCCUAUUUAGUGGAACAGUUGGUGCUGCAUCUACAUUUUCUCCAUUGGCAUCUAAUGACCUUCCUGAAAUAAGUGCUAUGGUGCCCCCUCCAUCAACAUCUGCUGAUCGUCUGGGACCUGUAUUACUUGGUUGUAUACGAGACGUCUUGUGGCACGGCCAUUUCUUAAGGUAUUUCUCGCUACAAUUAAUUGGUGACAACUCUGUUCUGUUCCACUACAGGUAUCUCUUGAUAUUGGACCGCACGAACUGGAAGACCAACAUGCUGACAACUCUCUUGGUUCCUUACAUUUUCUUCACUCUGCCUAAUGUGCUGUUUUCUCUGAUCAGAGGAGAGGUGGGGAAAUGGAUUGCGAUUAUUGCUGUUAUUCUGCGCCUAUUUUUUCCGCGCCACUUCCCAGAUUGGUUAGAGCUUCCCGGUUCCAUCAUCCUGCUCACAGCGGUCGCCCCCAGUCUGUUCGCACACACCUUCAGGGACGACCUCGUCGGUGUCUUCAUAUGCCUUGCGAUCGGAUGCUACUGCUUCAAGAGCACAUCAGGGCGUCAGAUGGACUUAGGAACGCCUUCAGGAAGGGCAAUGGCGUGUCCAACUCCAUUGGCAUCCUCCUGCUCUUCAUCUACCCUGUCUGGACCGGGGUGCUGUGAAUCCUGUAGGCACUGUUGCCUCCGUGUUCCCGUCUGCUGUCGAUCCCAUUUUGGUCAGUUUCGUUUGCCUAUGAUGUGA